AUAUGAUUACAGGUCACUGCUGUGAGUGUGUAUAUAUAUAAGAGCAACCAGCAAUCCAGAGAUGAAUCUCAAGCAAGCAUCUUCUACUGCGUUCAUUGAGAUGAAGAUGUUGUCUGCGUGUGCUCUGCUUCUGCUGGCGUUUGCUGUGACUCAUGGACGGAUUGUGAGUAAAUGUGAGCUGAAGGAGCAGCUGGAGGUGGCGCGGGCUCGCGCUACUGGACACAAAAUGACUGUGGAUCAACUUAUCGCCAGUCUUGUUUGUAAUGUGGAAAACACUUCGGGCUUCAACACCAGCCUCGUCACCAGCAUCCAGAUCCACCAAGACAACAUCAAACCUCCAUUCCCAAUCCCUCACAAACCCAACCAGGAAAAACUACCAGCAAAAGAGGAGGAUGAGGAGAACAUGGAAGAUGAACACAUCAUCCCUGUUCAUCCACCAAGUCAUCCCAAAAGAAUAAGAAGUAGAAGAUCGGUCUAUAAAGCCGAGAGUGUUGAAACCCAGGGAGCAAAAGAGAUCUUCUCCAUGUGGCGUCAAGCUCUCCUCCCUAAACAGACCCUGGAGGACUCUUUCGGAAGCGGAGCAGAGGCCGUAUCUGAGGAGGAGAGCUCUGGAGAUUCUUCUUCAGAGGAGGAGCGUGGUGAUGUUGACUUAUGGAGAUGGUUGGGAAUCUUCCAGCUGAGUGAUCGUGUGGCUUGUGGUUCCGGAUCGGGGUCUUCACUCAACCUCUGUGGUCUGGAGUGCAGCGCUCUCCUCGAUGAUGACAUCACUGAUGACAUCACUUGCCUGAAGACUUUAUUGGAUAGCCAUGACAAGUACUACGGCUUCGCUCCCAUGAAGAGCUUCCACUCGAAUCUGUUGGAAAUGCUGCCGGUAAAGAAGUGCCGCUCUGUCGUCGCUUCAAAGUAUUUAGCUGAGUGUUUGUAAAAAUAUACAGCGGAUGAAGAUGAUUCUCCAUCGAGAGGGUGGAUCGACACUCGACCGUGGAGCUGUUUUCAAUUACAUCUCUCACACUUAAAGACCCCGUUAAGGCAAAAUUACACCAUUGCUUCAUGUCUGUCAGCUUUGAGAUCAUUUAUAUGCUAAUUCACCCUUCAAGAUAAUCAUUAAAUUAGGUUUUAUGCUUUCAGAUCCUUCAUUGACCUGUAGAAGGUUAAGUAAUUAAUGCAAUAAAAUGAUCUAGAUAAUGACAACAUCAAACUGAUAUACAGUUGAAGACAUAAUUAUUAGCUCUCAUGUGAAAUCUGGAUUCUUUUUCAAAUAAGCGAUGUUUAACGAAGCAAUUUUUAAAGUGUUAAUUAAGUGAAUUUUGUGACUGUUUUGGUGUGCAGUAGCUUAUAGAUAUCAUAAACUAACAAUGCUGAUACUAACAUCUAAAUAACUUUAUUUUAACUUCAUGGGACCUUUAAAGGUAACAUCGAAUGCUCAUUUUACAGUUCAUAUUUUUCUCUGGGGUCUUAAUGAAAAGUUUUUAUCGUUGGUAAAUUGUCUCAAUGGUAGUGUAAAUAAACUCACUUUUUACUGUCAUAAACAGUGAGCCUAUUCGGUGCAUGUCUCUUUAAAUGCUAAUGAGUCACUGCCCAACUCCACCCUUUUUCAAAGCUGGAUCAUGAUUGGCUGGUAAUUAUCCGUUAUUGAAGUAGCUAACCAAUAAUAUUUGUUCUGGAGAAAGUAUUACUACUUUUAUUGAAAAAAAAGGUAAAAAUAUUAGUAAAAACUGCUUAGGUCAACAUUAUUUGCCCCCUUAUUUUUUCAGAUUGGCUACAGAACAAACCACUGUUGUCCAAUGACUUACCUAGUUAUCCAAAUUAACCUAGUUAAGCCUUUAAAUUGCACUAGCAUUUCGCCAAAUAACUAGUAAUAUAUAUUGUACGGUCAAAGAUUUAAAAAAAUAAGUUAUUUGAAUUUAGUUAUUAGUUUUUAUGUUUAAA
Molecule: messenger RNA, 1929 nt
Organism: Danio aesculapii
Lineage: Eukaryota; Metazoa; Chordata; Actinopteri; Cypriniformes; Danionidae
Exons: 6
Coding region: 62-925 (287 amino acids)
Source: RefSeq, a predicted model, not a curated record